AACCCGGAGCACACGGGUGUCAAGGUGUUCUUGGUCCCUUAUAACCUGCAGGACAUGCCAGCCGGUAGCCGAACAUUUCUGCGCCAGCGCACAUAUGUACGGCGAGCCAACACCGAGACACGUCGAGUCCUGACCUACUCAAUCCAUCUUCAGCUUGAGACCAAUAGCCGCGGUGCCCUGCACCUCGUGGGUGAUAUGCGGAUGGUCUUUGCC
This is a messenger RNA of Monosiga brevicollis MX1, 213 nucleotides long. RefSeq lists its product as uncharacterized. The transcript has a single exon. The annotation marks the transcript as partial. The record is from RefSeq and is a predicted model, not a curated record. NCBI's taxonomy places the organism in Eukaryota, Choanoflagellata, Craspedida, Salpingoecidae.